AUGGCUACUAACAUUACCUGGCAUCCAAAUUUGAGUUACGACGAACGUAAAACUCUAAGAAAACAACAUGGUUGUACUAUCUGGCUUACAGGUUUAAGUGCAUCAGGUAAGAGUACUGUAGCAUGUGCUCUAGAACAAUUGCUUUUACAAAAAAAAUUGGCUGCUUACAGAUUAGACGGUGAUAACAUCAGAUUUGGUUUGAAUAAAGAUUUAGGUUUCUCAGAGGCUGACAGAAAUGAAAACAUUAGAAGGAUCAGUGAAGUCUCUAAACUAUUUGCUGAUUCUUGUACAAUUUCUAUUACAUCCUUUAUCUCUCCUUACAGAGUCGACAGAGAUAAAGCUAGAGAACUUCAUAAAGAAGCUGGUUUAAAAUUCGUUGAAGUAUUUGUUGAUGUUCCAAUUGAAAUAGCAGAACAAAGAGACCCUAAGGGUUUAUAUAAAAAGGCUAGAGAAGGUAUUAUCAAGGACUUUACUGGUAUUUCUGCUCCUUAUGAAGCUCCAGAAUCUCCAGAAGUACAUUUAAGAACUGACUUGAAGAGCAUCGAAGAAUGUGCUAACAUUAUUUACGAAUAUUUGGUCAGAGAAAAAGUUAUAUAA
This is a messenger RNA of Maudiozyma saulgeensis, 597 nucleotides long. The record is from the annotation of a GenBank genome assembly. Lineage: Eukaryota; Fungi; Ascomycota; Saccharomycetes; Saccharomycetales; Saccharomycetaceae.